Messenger RNA from Truncatella angustata, 1485 nucleotides. Its product is annotated as FAD binding domain-containing protein. NCBI's taxonomy places the organism in Eukaryota, Fungi, Ascomycota, Sordariomycetes, Amphisphaeriales, Sporocadaceae. The coding region runs from base 1 to 1485 and encodes 494 amino acids. The transcript is spliced from 5 exons. Gene Ontology annotation, molecular function: FAD binding; catalytic activity. The record is from RefSeq and is a predicted model, not a curated record.
AUGGUCGAUACGGGCUGCCCCAAACCCGAAGCCUAUUUAAAGCUGCUUUUAAAGGAAGAGUUACAGAAGCGAUUAUCAACCUCGUCAAAUAUCUCUCUACAAGGCGAAGAAGGUUUUUCGAUCGUCGAUGCGCGCUAUACGGACUACAAACGACCGCAGUACAUUGCCGCUGUCCAGGUUGCAGAGGAACAGGAUGUUGUAGAAGUGGUCAACUAUGCACGUUCGAGAGGCAUUAAGUUUGCUGCUCGGGCCGGAGGUCAUAGCCUCACCAGUUCGCUUCGCCGCAUCAAGAAUGCGAUCGUCAUUGAUAUGCGAGGACUCAACAGCAUCAAGUAUGACGAAGUGAAGCAGCAGAUGACCGUCGGGGGCGGAAUCACGACAGGCGAGUUUGCGAACGCAACAUACUCCCAUGGGAUGGAAGUCACUGUCGGUUCGUGUCCUUGCACCGGUGUUUUAGGUAUUUCGCUGGGCGCUGGAAUCGGCCGUCUUCAGGGCAAGUAUGGUUACCUGAACGAUAAUAUGGUCACUGCCCGCCUUCUCCUAGCAAAUGGCACCAUCAUUGAAGCCUCUCACGAAACGAACCAAGAUAUUUUCUGGGCCCUUCGCGGUGCUGGACACAACUUCGGCAUCGUGUUGGAGGCCACAUACCAAGUGUACCCGCAAUUGAAUGACGGCAAGCACUUCAGUGUGGACUUCGAAUUCACGCUGGACAAGGUAGAGGACGUCUUUGAGACGAUCAAUGCAAUUUCCGACCCCAUGCCUAGAGAGGUAGCUGUAUUCGUAAUAGGCCGGCGUCGAGGAGCUAACGGGGAGCCCACUAUUAAUAUCAAUUUGGUGUAUUCAGGCCCCGAGAAGGAAGCUGUCCCAUUCGUCAAGCUGUUCGAUGCGAUAUCGCCCAUUUGGAAGGACACCAAAAUUGCCACAUGGGACGCGUUACCAUGGGCCACUUACAACGGUCUCAACAACGUUCUCUGCACACCCGAGGGCUGGGCCCGAUUCCCCAUCAAGAAUUUCUAUGCCGCGAACGUCAAGUCGUACGACAUCGCAACCAUGCGUGCUUAUUUUGAGGCCUGGAGAGACAUGAACCAAAAGUAUAAUGGCGAAGCCGUCUUCAGUGUCAUGUUUGAAUCCUUCCCGCAGCAGCGUGUCCGUGAACUCCCUGAAGAUUCAACAGCAUAUCCGUGGCGUCACGGAGCGCAACACUUUCUUAUGAUUGAAGCAGCAUAUAAGAGCACAGUUGAAGAAGAAGUGAUUGAUGAGUGGCUAUCGACUCAGCAGGACAAGUUUAUCGAGACCUCUGGCUAUGGACGGUUGCAACAGUACGUCAACUACGGACAUGGAUCCAAAGACCCACCCGAAGCUCUAUAUGGUUAUGAACCGUGGAGGCUUGAGAAACUCAGAGGUCUCAAGCAAGAGCUCGACCCAGAAGGCUUGUUCAACGGAUAUCAGCCAUUCAUAGAAGAAGAUAAGCUAGAUAGUAUAUGA